AUGAGUAGUCAGGAACUAGUCACUUUGAAUGUGGGAGGGAAGAUAUUCACAACAAGAUUUUCUACCAUAAAGCAGUUUCCUGCCUCUCGGUUGACAAGAAUGAUAGAUGGCAGAGACCAAGAAUUCAAGAUGGUUGGUGGCCAGAUUUUUGUGGACAGAGAUGGUGUUUUAUUUAGUUUCAUCUUAGAUUUUUUGAGAACUCACCAGCUUUUAUUACCCACUGACUUUUCAGACUAUCAUAGGCUUCAGAGAGAGGCUCUUUUCUAUGAACUGGAUCCUCUGAUUGAUCUCUUAAACCAAGAACACUUGCUACAGCCAAGACCUGCUUUUUUGGAGGUGCAUUUCCUAAGCCGAAACACUCAAGCUUUUUUCAGGGUAUUUGGCUCUUGCAGCAAAACAAUUGAGAUGCUAACUGGGAGGAUUACAGUGUUUAUAGAGCAACCUUCAGCAAUGACCUGGAGUAGUAACUCUUUCCCUCCUCAGAUGACUUUACUUCCACUGCCUCCACAAAGACCUUCUUACCACGACCUGAUUUUCCAGUGUGGCUCUGAGAGCACUACUGAUAACCAAACUGGAGUCAGGUAUGUUUCUAUAAAACCUGAUAAUCGAAAAUUGGCCAAUGGAACUAACGUCCUCGGCUUACUAAUCGACACUUUAUUAAUGGAAGGCUUCCAUCUAGUCAGUGCUAGAACAUUAUCUUCUGAAGACAAAACUGAAUGCUAUAGCUUUGAAAGGAUAAAAAGGCCUGAAGCUUUCACCAUGAACAAAACACUGAAACCAGAGACUACCAUCAUAUCAGAGCAAUCUCAGAAAAAAAAGUGA
This is a messenger RNA of Puma concolor (puma), 822 nucleotides long. RefSeq names its product potassium channel regulator (gene KCNRG). NCBI's taxonomy places the organism in Eukaryota, Metazoa, Chordata, Mammalia, Carnivora, Felidae. Gene Ontology annotation, biological process: negative regulation of delayed rectifier potassium channel activity; protein homooligomerization. Gene Ontology annotation, cellular component: endoplasmic reticulum. The record is from RefSeq and is a predicted model, not a curated record.